Octopus sinensis (East Asian common octopus) is the source of this 1599-nucleotide messenger RNA. RefSeq names its product glycine receptor subunit alphaZ1. Gene Ontology annotation, biological process: chloride transmembrane transport; chemical synaptic transmission; signal transduction. Lineage: Eukaryota; Metazoa; Mollusca; Cephalopoda; Octopoda; Octopodidae. The transcript has 11 exons. Gene Ontology annotation, cellular component: membrane; synapse; neuron projection. Gene Ontology annotation, molecular function: transmembrane signaling receptor activity; extracellular ligand-gated monoatomic ion channel activity; chloride channel activity. The record is from RefSeq and is a predicted model, not a curated record. The coding region runs from base 40 to 1440 and encodes 466 amino acids.
CUAAGGUCUUUGAAGACCAACUUUGAGGAAAGAGAGGGAAUGGGAUACUACACAUGGAAUACAUUCGCCUUAAUGUUGUUGGUUCUGUGUUGUGUUGAAACAACAAUCAGCAGUGGAUCACCUUCCAGGGGUCACGUACCGCCACCUAUGGUACGAAUCGAUGCAGGCACUCGAUCCCGCUAUGGUGUUCGGGGCAGGCAUGGUAGUAACGCUAAUCGCCAGAUGAGAACACGCUCCCUAAGGAAAGAAGAACUACUUAAAAGGUCUGAAGUGAUCAAAAAUAUCCUCCUGAACUAUGACAAUCGGAUCUCCCCUCAUUUUGAUCCAGACGUACCUACCAAAGUAAAAGUACACAUGUAUGUCAACAGCUUCGACUCCAUUCGAGAAUCGUCCAUGGACUUCUCAAUGAAUUUUAUCAUCACACAAAAAUGGAAUGAUCCCAGGUUAAAAUUUUCCACGGGUACAGAUGAAAAUCUGGAACUGGAUACAAAAUUUAUGGAUAGAAUCUGGGUACCGGAUUUAUAUUUUGCCAAUGAAAAGGAAGCAAACUUCCACAAUAUCACUGUACCAAACCGUAUGAUGCAUCUUCAUUCUGAUGGCACUGUUCGAUACAGAGUAAGAUUAACUAUGACAGCCACAUGUCCGAUGAAACUGGAAAAGUUCCCCCUUGAUAUACAAACUUGCUCGAUAUUUAUAAAAAGCUUUGUAUACACACCGGAUAAUGUUGUGUUUGAAUGGGAUGACGGUUCGGCCGUUACACACAACCGACAAAUGGAGUUGUCUCAAUUCACCAUUUAUAAUAUCACAUUUGGCGACUGUCAUAGAGACUAUGAAGAAAACAACUUUACUUGUAUCUCAACCAGUUUCCAUCUCCAACGGAAGUAUGCCUAUUACAUGCUGCACGCCUACCUCCCCAGUACAUUGAUUGUGGUGAUAUCGUGGUUGUCGUUCUGGCUACCCACCGAAUCCACCGCUGCCAGGAUCUCCCUCAGCAGCUUGACAAUCCUAACAAUGAUUACCCAGAGACAGAGCAACAGCGGGGACCUACCCCCAGUCUCCUACAUCAAGGCCAUUGACAUAUGGACAGUGGCCUGCCUUCUUUUCGUCUUUGCUGCUUUUGUCGAGUACACGUUGGUUUGUUUCUUCUCUCGACAAGACUGUCACGUCCUUACCAUCUCGUUGACGGGAGCCAAAGAAUCGAUUUUCGCCACUUCAUCGAAUCAGAGUCCCAAAGAUACAGAUAUAGGAAUAACAAAUGUGCAAGAAGGUGCGUCGGACAAUCCUUACACAUUGGACAACGACAACGUCACCUUAGAUGUCACUGUACCAAACCCUAUAGCCAAACAAAGAGCGAAACGAGUCGACGUCAUAUCACGUGUUGUCUUCCCGACACUCUUCGCAAUUUUCCUCAUUCCUUACUGGUCCAUCUAUUUGCGUUAGAAGACGAUCGCAUUGACGCCAAUGACAUUCUUCUUACUCUUAUUGUUACUCUUGAUAUUAUAACUAUUACCACCUACAUUAUUAUUGUUAUUGUAAUAAUGGACAAUAAUAAUAACAACAACAAUAAUACUAAUAAUGAUUACUAUUGUUAUUAUUAUU